Chinchilla lanigera (long-tailed chinchilla) is the source of this 3775-nucleotide messenger RNA. RefSeq names its product zinc finger, DHHC-type containing 7 (gene Zdhhc7). Gene Ontology annotation, biological process: protein targeting to membrane; peptidyl-L-cysteine S-palmitoylation. Lineage: Eukaryota; Metazoa; Chordata; Mammalia; Rodentia; Chinchillidae. Gene Ontology annotation, molecular function: protein-cysteine S-palmitoyltransferase activity. The record is from RefSeq and is a predicted model, not a curated record. Gene Ontology annotation, cellular component: Golgi apparatus; endoplasmic reticulum.
AUACACGCCUAAUGAGCAGGUUAAAGUCAGUCUUUGGAGUGUUCAUUUUAUAUUUGUACGGGAGACAAUAAUUUUGCUUUUUAUUGAAAGAUGCUUUUAAUAAUGCUCUUUGCAGUCUUGAAGUCGUACAAAGACAAGCGUGCUUUCUUUUAAUAUAUUUGCAAGGAAAUGACAGCUGACUGGGGUCUGUCAUGUUCUUCAGGACCUCUUUAUGUAGUUCAGGCUGGCCUGGAACUGGCAAUCCUGCCUCACUCUCCCAGCUGCUGGAAUAAUAGGUGUGCGCCGCCAUGCCCAGUGAGGCCUACCUUCUUAUGGAAUUAAAAGUAGCAAGAGAUACCAAGCCCAACGUGGGCUGCCUGAACCCACAGCAGCAUUCUGAACAUAACAGAUGUACAGGAUACAUCUACAAAAUUUUGAACUUUUUUUUUUUUUUCCGGUACCGGGAAUCGAACUCACGACCUUGCGUUUGCCAGGCAGGCGCUGUGCCGCUGAGCUAAAUCCCCAGCCCCAAUCUACAAAAUUUUAAAACAGUUACACCUGCAGUUAUGAUAAACGAAUGCACCCCUUACUUCCCAAAGUCCAGCUGGAGUAAGAAUUUCCGGAAGCGAGGGCGGAUACAAGGCGAGCGCUGUGCAGACGGGCGGCAGGGCUGUAGUCUCGAUGGCCUCCGAGGACCGGAGCAGAUGGGGGUGCAGUUAGGCUGGAACCCCGCACACUAAGCCAGCACUGCUUCCGGCCCCAGGAAGCUGUCCCCAAAUGAGGAGGAAACCAGGCGCGUGUUUCUGUGUUACACACCCAGCACUCAUCUGGAAGGCUCAAGGCGAGCCCUUCGCAUCCAGAUUUCUCGAAGGCGCCGGAGGAACACGAGGGCUUCCCCCGUCCCGGACGCUUCCCCGCGCCCCGAGGCCUUCUGGCUGUCGUUUCCAGUGGCGCUCUCACGCUCCCUCGUCUGCGCAGUCCUUGUUCCUGUGUUCUGUACCGACCACACCUAAAGACGGCCGCCGCCGCCGGGCUCGUCCUCGCCGCGGAAGGGUUCUGCGACCCUUUGCGCCCUGAAGGCGCGACUUGGACCUUGCGGCAGCCCGUAGCCCCCAUGCUUCCUUUCCCCGACCUCCAUGUACGCAGAACUCUUGAUUCCAGCGAGAGGUCUUGUAACUAGUAGCUGCCUUUUCUCAAGGGGCUGACAGUCCUUAAAGCCCUCUGUCCAGCGGAACCUGGCCUCCUCUUCCCCCAGGAACCCCAACCAACUUUCUCCGAGCCUCCGCGUGGCGCGGCCGGAAGUGCGCACACGGCGCCGUGACCUCGCCGGUGCACUUCCGGGGUCGCGCCGCCGCGCUCUUCGGCCGGGCUCUCCGUUCCCGCGACUGCUCGGCGGCCGACUCCCUGCGACCGGCCGGGUGGGACCGAGCCGAGCCGACCCUGUCACAUAGGACAGCACACACCGCAGUGUCCUGAAGGACAGGCGCGACAUGCUCAAGUGAUGUUCAGAAGUCACCUGUGCGGGUGUGUCCGGGAACCAUGCAGCCCGCAGGACACCGGCUCCGGGAUGUCGAGCACCAUCCCCUCCUGACUGAAAACGACAGCUAUGACUCUGCCUCCUCUUCUUCCUCCGAGGCCGACGCCACAGACAGGGUGUGGUUCAUCCGCGAUGGCUGCGGCAUGGUCUGUGCCGUCAUGACGUGGCUCCUGGUUGUUUACGCAGACUUCGUGGUGACCUUCGUCAUGCUGCUGCCUUCCAAAGACUUCUGGUACUCCGUGGUGAAUGGGGUCAUCUUCAACUGCCUGGCGGUGCUGGCGCUCUCGUCGCACCUGAGGACCAUGCUCACUGACCCCGGGGCAGUGCCCAGGGGGAACGCCACGAAGGAGCACGUGCAGAGCCUGCAGCUGAAGCCCGGCGAGGUGCUCUACAAGUGCCCCAAGUGCUGCUGCAUCAAGCCCGAGCGCGCCCACCACUGCAGUAUUUGCAAAAGAUGUAUUCGGAAAAUGGACCAUCACUGCCCGUGGGUGAACAAUUGUGUGGGAGAAAAGAAUCAGAGGUUUUUCGUGCUCUUCACUAUGUACAUAGCCCUGUCGUCAGUGCACGCGCUCAUCCUCUGCGGCCUGCAGUUCAUCUCCUGUGUGCGGGGACAGUGGACCGAGUGCAGCGACUUCUCUCCUCCGAUAACUGUAAUCCUGUUGAUCUUCCUGUGCCUUGAGGGUCUGCUGUUUUUCACAUUCACUGCAGUGAUGUUCGGCACCCAGAUCCACUCAAUAUGCAACGAUGAGACGGAGAUCGAGAGGCUGAAAAGCGAGAAGCCCACGUGGGAGCGGAGGCUGCGCUGGGAAGGGAUGAAGUCGGUCUUCGGGGGCCCCCCCUCCCUGCUGUGGAUGAAUCCCUUUGUGGGCUUCCGCUUCAGGCGACUGCAGGCCCGGCCCAGGAAAGGCGGCCCGGAGUUCUCGGUGUGAGCCUCGCCUGGGGCCGUGACUCGCCUGUGGUCUCUGGCCUUGUGGCUCCGCAGGGCCCCGUGACAGGAGGGCAGGCGGGACCUGUGCGGCGGCUACAGCAAGCGGCCACCUGGAUGUGGGCAGAGGUCACCGUCGCCAGCAGACGGUGUGACUGUUCGCCUGAGAGCAAGCGAUGUGAGCCUUCCCCGUGCCCGAGCGGCACCUGCGGGGAGGCCGCUGGCCCUGCGUCACCAGCACACUCCCUGAGCGGAGGCCGUGCUCUCCAAGCCCGGGCCCUGGGCACCAAAGGUGCAGAAGCCCGGCGCACCGAGCAGCGAAGGCAGCUUCCAGAGCACUCCGGGCCCGGGAGACGGCCUCCCUCCCAGCUGUCUGCGUCUGUGCGUGUGCUGUGUGCAUGUGUCCAAGUCGGCAGUGUUGUCUCCGCGGUGUGACUUCAGCAGCUGUGUACAGCAACAAGCUAUUUUUCAGAUGCUGACGUUUCAGGGAAGAGGGGUGCACUGUGCGGGUCCCCCGCAGUGUCUAUGAAUGUAUUCCUGACUGGACAGUGUCUCGACCCAAAGAAGCCAUCCCUGUGUGGCCCUGGACGCCUCCUGUGCGACCUCCCCUCAGGAACCCAGAGUUGGAAGGCCUGGGGCUGAUCCGUGGUUCCAGCCAAGUUGGCGGCAAGCGGCCGGCCCCGGCUGUAGGAGAGCUGGCGCUGGGUGCUGGGCGGGUGGCAGGCGGCCUUCGGCCCCCCAAGCAGGUGCGGCUCAGGCGGUGGCCAGGAGGGCACCAGAGGGGUGGCUUUUGUUUUUAUGUUUCUCUACCCGUGGCACAGGUGAUCAGAUCGGACCCUUGGUGUGAGCUUAAAAUUACACCAGAAAGCAAACAGCCCCUCCUGGGGAUUUGCCUUAAACUGCCCGGCUGCACCUCUGCUGCCUGGGCUUCGGGCUGGGCAGUGGGGCUUCCAGGUGUCCGUCUCCUGCGUGGUCCCCGCCUGGUACCAUUGUGCUGGCGGCGGCGGCUCUGUGCCCGGCCCGCGUGAGGACGUCCGCUGAGGGCCUCCCCGGGGACGCUGCAGAGACAGGCGCGGCGGGCGGGCCGUCAGGACAGCGUGCGUGCGGCUGCUCUGCGCAUCAUUUGCACAUCUGUGUCUGGGGUGGACCAGCGUGUGGGCUCCGGUGUGAGGCUUUUACUGUGUAUCUCCCAUUCAUCAGUCACAUGACCGUCCAAGUGGUGAACCCUGUGAGACUUGGCAAGUCCGUGCAACCAAGUAUACUUGACUUUGCGACCUCUCCUUCCGUGUAACUUUUAUAUGAAAUAAAGUAGCCCCGCAGCCGUUCUCAGACCA